UUGUCAGUUAUCAGCAGGUUCCGUGCCACCCAGAGUUAGUCUUUUUCACCUCCAGCUCACUGCAAAGGAACAAGAGUGCUAAUCCCAGCAAGGCUUCAGGACUUAUUACAGCAGGAGCAAUGGAGAUUUCCCUUGAGUCUGACUAAAGUACAAAGUAUCAUACCUUGAUGAAUAUACUGAAAUAUUCAAGAUGGAUAGCAACAGUACCAGCAAUGCUGAGACUCACUGCAAUGUUAAUAAUUUGACAUUUCAUUACCCCCUCUAUGCAACCACCUACAUCCUCAUAUUCAUCCCUGGUCUAUUGGCCAACAGUGCAGCCUUGUGGGUUUUGUGCCGUUUCAUCAGCAGGAAAAAUAAAGCCAUCAUUUUCAUGAUCAACCUCUCUGUGGCUGACCUUGCUCACGUGCUCUCCUUACCCCUCCGGAUUUACUAUUACAUCAGCCAACACUGGCCUUUUCAGAGGGCUCUUUGCCUGCUGUGCUUCUACCUGAAGUAUCUCAACAUGUAUGCCAGCAUUUGUUUCCUGACAUGCAUCAGCCUUCAAAGGUGUUUCUUUCUCCUCAAGCCCUUCAGGGCCAGAGACUGGAAACGUAGGUACGACGUGUGGAUUAGUGCUGCCAUCUGGGUCAUUGUGGGGACUGCCUGUUUGCCAUUUCCCAUCCUGAGAAGUACAGACUUAGCCAACAAAACUGAGUCCUGUUUUGCUGAUCUUGGUUACAGGAAAAUGAAUGCAGUGGCUUUGGUUGGGAUGAUUACAGCUGCUGAGCUGGCAGGAUUUGUGAUCCCAGUAGUCAUCAUCGCAUGGUGUACCUGGAAAACUACUACAUCCUUGAGACAGCCACCAGUGGCUUUCCAAAGAAUCAGUGAAAGGCAGAAAGCACUGCGGAUGGUUUUCAUGUGUGCUGCAGUCUUCUUCAUCUGCUUCACUCCCUAUCAUAUUAACUUUAUUUUUUAUACCAUGGUGAAGGAAACCAUCAUUAGCAGUUGUCCCAUUGUCCAAAGCACGCUGUAUUUCCACCCCUUUUGUCUAUGCCUUGCAAGUCUCUGCUGUCUCUUGGAUCCAAUUCUCUAUUACUUCAUGGCCUCAGAGUUUCGUGAUCAACUGUCCCGCCAUGGCAGCUCUGUGACUCGUUCCCGCCUCAUGAGCAGGGAGAGUGGUUCAUCAAUGAUUGGUUAAGAAUAAAAUAUCUCCUCAAUUAUGGCUUUGUUGAACUAUGUCUCUGGCUUUCUCCGAUGGCCAAAAUGACCAGCCAGACAAUUUCUUUAAUUGAACUCUGGUAACAACAGAAAUAAAUGUCUUUUUAUGUGCUAGCUUUGGUUACAGGUGUGUGAUGGUGGAAGCAGAGUGUGAAAAAUGUGGGAGAGGAAUGGAAAAUGGGAUUUAUCUGUUUCCUCUUUGAAAUCCAAGGCUUUUUUUUAACCUAAGACACUUGGACCUAUAUUUUACAGAUGUUUUUAAACAAAUGGAAAAUGAAUAUUUUAUCAUAAACAUGUCUUUAGUAAAUGCAGUAUUGAAGAUGAUACAAUAAAUACAUGAAUAUUUUCCAGAAUGUAAAAGCAAAGCUCUUUGAUAUGAAGACAAUUACUCGUGAAUAAGAAGAAAAAUCUCCAGUUUUCCUAAGAGAUAAAUGCACAAGCAAGGAGGACUGACUAUUGGAGUAAUGUGUACAUAAAUUGUAUGAGACAAACCUCUUACUGAAUAAAGGAAUGAGAAUUUGUCCCUUCACUGAAAA
Molecule: messenger RNA, 1733 nt
Organism: Sus scrofa (pig)
Lineage: Eukaryota; Metazoa; Chordata; Mammalia; Artiodactyla; Suidae
Source: RefSeq, a predicted model, not a curated record